AUGCAGCUUCACCAGAUAUUCCUGCUCCUGACCGCUGCCAUCAGCGCAAACGCCUGCCAGUAUUACACCACAAGCCAGCAAGAUGGUGCUGCCACUCAACAUGCUUGCGGCAGAGUUUCUGGUGCCUCCUUCAAUGAUGUACCACAUCAUCAAUGCAACAAGGGCGGCGAUGGAGUUCAGAAUUGUGGUUGGGAAGAUGAGUGCAAUGACUACUCGAAAACGACGAAUAACGGGAAGACGUAUUACCAGUGGUGCUGGAAUAAAGUAGCGAACGUCGGGUAG
Molecule: messenger RNA, 282 nt
Organism: Fulvia fulva
Lineage: Eukaryota; Fungi; Ascomycota; Dothideomycetes; Mycosphaerellales; Mycosphaerellaceae
Exons: 3
Coding region: 1-282 (93 amino acids)
Source: RefSeq, a predicted model, not a curated record